GAGCCGUCAGUUCGGAAGACGCGCAGCGUCCCCAAUUUCAAGCAAGUGCGACUGUCUUUGUUGAAGAAUUGAUUCGUGAUAACAUUUCCUCCUUCCAAAAAAAUCUUGGAUCCAUCCAAUAUCAGUGAUUGGACAUGGCUAAACCUUUGCAUCAUGUGGAUACUCCCUUCGAGAAAGCCACCUUUGGAAUGGGUUGCUAUUGGGGUUGCGACUCCCUCUUCGGGGCAACCAAAGGGGUUCUUAGAACCUUGGUUGGUUAUGCCGGUGGAACCACGGAGUCCCCAAGGACCAAGCACGUGGGAGAUCAUGUUGAGGUAAUCGAGAUCCAUUUUGAUCCGAAGCAGAUCUCCUACACGGAUUUGUUGGCGAUAUUCUGGAAGAAUCACGAGUAUCGGGCAUCGGCUCGAUUGAAACGAGAGUACAUGAGUAUGAUUAUGUACCAUAGCGAGGAGCAACGCAAGAUGGCAGAAGCAAGCAAAGCAGAUCAACAGGUCAAGGAAGGGGAUGAAAUUGUUGUUACAGAGAUUGUCCCAGAAAGUCAUUUGUAUCCGGCGGCAGAUCAUAACCAAAAGUAUCGUCUGCAAGGACACGACUUUCUAUCCAAAGGGCUAGAGUUAACGCCGGAACUGUUGCAAACUUCUCAUGUGGCUGCUCGACUGAAUGGAUAUCUCGUGGGAGUUGGUGGGUUGGAUCAGUUUGAAGAGGAAGUGGAAAAGCUUGGAUUGACUCCGGAGCAAGCCCAAUACGUGCGCAAUUAUCUUGUUCAGUACGAAGGAGGGGCACUAUCCUGUUAGUAUUGUGAAGCAAUAAAAGAUACAUUUUUCUUAGAAUAAAUAUGAUUGGCUAAUUUGUUGA
Molecule: messenger RNA, 855 nt
Organism: Armigeres subalbatus
Lineage: Eukaryota; Metazoa; Arthropoda; Insecta; Diptera; Culicidae
Product: peptide methionine sulfoxide reductase-like
Exons: 4
Coding region: 135-794 (219 amino acids)
Molecular function (GO): peptide-methionine (S)-S-oxide reductase activity
Source: RefSeq, a predicted model, not a curated record